Pieris napi is the source of this 2826-nucleotide messenger RNA. Its product is annotated as protein IWS1 homolog. Lineage: Eukaryota; Metazoa; Arthropoda; Insecta; Lepidoptera; Pieridae. The coding region runs from base 380 to 2653 and encodes 757 amino acids. The record is from RefSeq and is a predicted model, not a curated record. Gene Ontology annotation, cellular component: nucleus. Gene Ontology annotation, biological process: poly(A)+ mRNA export from nucleus. The transcript has 6 exons.
AAGAAUUGAUUAUGCAGAGCACAGAACAUGGAUAGAAGACCCAUUCAGUGUUCAGCCGUGAAGUUUAAUAAUUAAUAAUGAAAAUUUAAAUAUAGCUUAUGCCAUAACUCAUAAGCCAUUUGGCGUUUUAUAUUUAAGAUUAAGGGCUUUUCAACCAAUAAAAGUGUAAUAAUUGGCAGUGAAACGAGUAUCAUUUGGCAGUAGGCAAAACUCAAAAUUGUAUACGAAUAACGGGAUGAGAUUUAGUAUUACUGCGUUUCUGAUUUUCAUUUGAUUUGUCUAAAUAUGAUUCUUUAAAUACUACUUAGUUUAAGCUGACGGUGUGGUUUUAUAACUUUUAGUUAAGUUAUUACAAAAAAUUACCUUUUAACACCGCGAAAUGGAUGUGGAUACUGAUGGAAGGAAAUCAAGAUCCCGGAGCAAAUCAGCUGAGUCUAAAAUGUCCCACGAUGGAUCACCAAACUCAAAGUCAAGAUCUAAUUCAAAUUCAUCAUCCCAUGGGUCUUCGCGCUCUGUUUCACCUAAAUCGGCCCGCUCUAGAAGUGGUUCAGUGAGAUCGAACAGAUCCCAUAGCGGCUCGCCAAAAUCUCCUAGAUCAAGAAGUGGUUCUCCAAAGUCCCACGGAUCAGGGUCUCGCUCGCGUCGCGAAAGCGUAGCCAAGUCUAAAAGCGGGCCUCCCGCAUCCAAAAAUCGCUCCAGGAGUACAUCGCCAGCAUCGAAAAAGAGCCCGAAAUCGAGAAACGGAUCAAUGCGGUCCCGGAGUGUGUCUCCGGCUAAAUCCCGCUCUAACAGUGGGUCACGGAAGUCAAAGAGUAGGUCCCGAAGUGGCUCUCGGAGGUCGCGAUCACGAAGCAAGUCGGCGGACCUCAUGAGGGUGGACGGAGAUGCUGCGCCAACUUCACCUAUUUCGCCCAGUACACGCCGAUCCCGGUCUCGCUCACGUUCUGCAUCAAAGUUAAAAUCGGAAUCUGCUGCUGGUGAUAGAACGCGGAGGUCGAGAUCCGGCUCUUGCAAGCGUAAAUCUCGCUCGAGAUCCAGAUCCCAUAAGUCUAUUUCUCGCUCCCGAUCAGGUUCCAAUAAAUCUAAGUCUCGCUCCAGAUCUGGAUCUAGAAAGUCUCGUUCCAGAUCUGGAUCUAGAAAGUCUCGUUCCAGAUCUGGAUCUAGAAAGUCUCGUUCCAGAUCUGGGUCCAGAAAGUCUCGUUCCAGAUCUGGGUCCAGAAAGUCUCGUUCCAGAUCUGGGUCCAGAAAGUCUCGUUCGAGAUCCGGCUCGCGGAGAUCUAAGUCGCGAUCUGGGUCACGAUCGAUAUCGCGCAAGUCUAAAUCACGAUCUAGAUCCGGGUCGCGCAGAUCCAGGGCCAGAUCUAAAUCCGGUUCCCGUUCCAAGUCUAGAUCCAGGUCUCGUUCGAAAUCGCGAUCGAGGUCCGGCUCAAAGUCGGUAUCGCGCUCUCGUUCAGGAUCUCGCUCCAAAUCCCGAUCCAAGUCACGUUCGAGAUCUCGCUCCAAGUCUCGGUCGCGAUCCGGUUCAGCUAAAUCAGUAUCCAGGUCUCGUUCCCGCUCGAGGUCUGGAUCUCGCUCUGGCUCUGAGUCCCCUUCGAGAAGAGAGGGCAAGCGGCGCACCGUGCGGCUGCAGUCGGACGACGAGGGCGAAGGCGGCGAGGGCAGCGCCGGGGCCGAGGCGCCUCCGGCCGAGGGAGGCGAGGGGCCCGCGGUUCCCGCCGUCGUGGCGCCCGACGACUCCUCCGACGACGACGUACCCGCCGGCGGCACGAGCAUGGAGGCCACCGGGGGCAUGUCGGACUUCGAGAUGAUGCUGGCGCGCAAGCGCGAGGAGCGACGCGGACGCCGGCGCCGGCGCGACAUCGACAUCAUCAACGACAACGACGACCUCAUCGCGGCGCUGCUGCAGCGCAUGCGCGCCGCCGCCGACGAGGACCGCGAGCUCAACAAGCGCAACCUGCCCGCCGUGCGAAAGGUGUCCAUGCUGAAGGAGGCGCUCUCGCAGCUCAUCAAGCGGGACCUGCAACUCGCGUUCCUCGAGCACAACGUGCUCAACGUGCUCUGCUCGUGGCUCGCGCCCAUGCCGAAUCGCGCGCUGCCGUGCCUGCUCAUCCGCGACUCGCUGCUCAAGCUGCUGGCGGACUUCCCGCCGAUCGACAAGUCGCUGCUGAAGCAGUCGGGCGUCGGCAAGGCGGUGAUGUACCUGUACAAGCACCCGAAGGAGACCAAGGCGAACAAGGAGCGCGCCGGGAGGCUCAUCUCGGAGUGGGCGCGGCCGAUCUUCAACCUCUCGACCGACUUCAAGGCGAUGACUCGCGAGGAGCGGCAGGCGCGCGACGAGGCCAUGGCGGGCACCCGGCGCCGCGACGAGGCGGGGCCGCCCGACAAGCGCGCUCGGACGCUGGACGAGGCGGAGCGCUCCGUGCGGCCGGGCGAGGCGGGCUGGGUGGCGCGCGCGCGGGUGCCGCUGCCCUCCAACAAAGACUACGUGGUGCGCCCCAAGUCCACCUGCGAGGCCGACAUGUCUCGCCUCUCCAAGAAGAAGAUGACGCGCUACGAGAAGCAGAUGAAGAAGUUCAUGGACCAGAAGCGGCUGCGAGGCGGCUCCAAGCGCGCCGUCGAGAUCUCCAUCGAGGGCCGCAAGAUGGCGCUCUGAGCGUUUUAAUAUAAUCUCCGACGGCCCGACUGUGCGAUGUCGUUAGCCUCGCUGUAAAUAUUAACUUUAAGUAUUCAUCUCCUCGGGCUUCGGAAAUAUUACUAUGACGAUUGUGAUUUGUGUAUAAGUGAUAAUUUGUAUUUAAAAUUCUGAUAAUAAAUGACUGAAUUGUA